Messenger RNA from Trypanosoma grayi, 624 nucleotides. RefSeq names its product mitochondrial RNA-binding protein 1. Gene Ontology annotation, biological process: regulation of DNA-templated transcription. Gene Ontology annotation, molecular function: DNA binding. The record is from RefSeq and is a predicted model, not a curated record. The transcript has a single exon. Bases 1 to 624 code for a protein of 207 amino acids. NCBI's taxonomy places the organism in Eukaryota, Euglenozoa, Kinetoplastea, Trypanosomatida, Trypanosomatidae.
AUGCUGCGCUUCGCAUCCGGCAAGACCCCGCUUGUGCGCGCAGAGUUGGCCCGUCGCGCUACGGCCUUCGCGGGCGUGCAGAUGCUGCCGAAGUUCGAGAUCCACGACGUGCGCGACGACCCUGCGCUGGGCACCAUGACGCGCGUCGCCGUCGAUGGCAAACUGCUGCUCAUCUCGCAGUACCCGCAGCUCGGGCCCCGCAAGGUGGACCCGAACGACCUGAGCCCGCAGUUCGACGCCGACCGCCGCAUUUCAGUGCGGCUGCGGCAUAUCGACCUCGCCUACCUGGUGAGCGUGUGCGAGCGCCGCUUGCCGAGGCACCGCAUGGAGACAAAGGCCUACACACUCGACUUCGAGAAGGCCGCCGACGGUUACCGCCUCCACGGCAAGGUGCACCGCGUGGCGUCGCCAAAGAUGGAAGACUGGUCGGUGAGCUUUGACAAGCACUUCGCCGUCACGCUGGAGCACUUCCUGCAGAGCGCGCUCACGGAGAGCUUCGGAUUCCGCCAGCACUACGCGUCGCGUGCCGCUGAUGGGGGCGCGCCGGACAAGAGUACAGCUGUAGGGAGCAACGGCAGCCCGCGCAGGAAGCAGCCCGGCGCAGGGUCGCCGCAGCGCCAGUGA